Molecule: messenger RNA, 1636 nt
Organism: Leptinotarsa decemlineata (Colorado potato beetle)
Lineage: Eukaryota; Metazoa; Arthropoda; Insecta; Coleoptera; Chrysomelidae
Gene: bnl
Product: fibroblast growth factor branchless
Source: RefSeq, a predicted model, not a curated record
GAAAUCCAUGGACUCCGACGUCAAAGCUGUUCGCCAGGACGCUCUGAGACCGACGGCGAGAUAAGUUGAGAGAAAAGUACGGGCGACGGCAAAACAGUCGGAUUGCGCCAGUAUCGUGAAACGUCUCCUCAUACGAGCGAGUUAGUGAGUGCAUAACGUCAGUAUUAGUUCAGUAUCAAUAGUGAGUCCGCGGCGUUCGCACCGCUGAGGGUUAUCAUGCCAACGUGUGUCGUGACGACGGUGCUAAUGCCGAGGUGCCAUGUGCAUCGGGGCAGCCUCGCCAGUGACAGACAGUGACAGUGAGCGACAGUGCGACACUAUGUCCCAGUCAUGGUGAAGACGCUGUUACUGGGACUGCUAGCUGCUACAAUUUGUGGUUUCGUGAACGCCUCGCCAAUCGCCGCUGAUCUUCGCAACCCCAAAAAACUACCCCCUCGCCAAGACUUGGAAGACCCAGAAACUGAAGCACCACCGCUCGACGAUCCGGCAGCACGCAGCGAACGAAGCACCAAUCUUUCUAACAUCACCGGUGGGAAACUCAAAAUGUUCAUAAAAAACCGACACCUGCAAAUACUUCCCGACGGCACCGUCAACGGGACCACCGACGACACCAGCGCUUACUCUAUAUUGCAGAGGACGGCAGUUGGAAUUGGUCAAAUGAAAAUUCAAGGAGUUGCUACCUGUCAGUAUUUAUGCAUGGCCAAGUGUGGAUUGCUCUAUGGAUCGAGGGACUUCGGCGACGAGUGCGUCUUCAACGAAACCAUCGAGCAAUCACACUACAAUACGUAUUCAUCUAGUAAAUACUCGAACGCACAUCGAACCUUCUACUUGGCCCUGAAUCAACGAGGGCAAUCGAGGAAAGUUGUCCUUCGAGCUCAGAAGCAUCUGGGAAGGCUCGCCUCAUACAUCCUCGUGCUUACUCGGCCGGUCUCGGCCGAGCUCCAGCUCCACCCCAUGCGACAUCACGCGCACUCCUGCCCUCUACCGGCUGCCCACCAAACCCCAAAAAUCCACCCGCAUCAGCAGCUCUGUCCGAAGAAGAGGAAGCGCAAGAAGAGGAAACGAAAAUGCACUAGUGUCGAAAACGAAUCCGAAUCAUGUCAAAAAAGACAAAAUGUUCCGAAGCACAAGGCGCAAAACCGAAAUAAUCAUAAGUGCGAUGACGAUAAAACCAGUGAAAUGUGCCAAAGAGACCUACAUAAUAAAAAGAAACAAAAGUUUAACAUUAGUGACAAAUUAUUAGUGAGUGAUCCGAAAAAGAAAAGAAAAAACAAAAAGGGCGUCAAGAAAAGACUGAACCAGUUCGAAUCAGAGACGACCACCACCACAACGGUCCCCACAUCCACUACCUUGGAGUACACCACUCCCGAUGAAGACUACGGUGUGGACCUAUCCACGCAUGCGGACUGGGAAGAUUCCACCGCACUGCCUGACGUGCAUAUGGCCGUUUCUGAUGCUAUGCACACGGUUCCCCCCCUCGUAGAUUCUGACUGACUCUCAUUUUUCUUUUUAUUUAUUCUCUUAUUUAUUGUAUGUAAAUGUAAAUAAUUAUCUAAAAGGCAAUAUACCUCACCACUUAUAGAGAGUUCCUUAUUUCCGCGCCUGAAAACUGCAUAAAGAUUCAUAAAUUUUCAAA